AGUGCAUGGCCGGGCAAGACCAUGCUAAGUGUUUAGCCAAUUAAAAUAUUUUGGUCUAGUGUGCCCUGAGCCCUGUGCCAAAAAAAAAAAAAAAACCAAAAGUUAAAUCAAUUUAUUUUUUGGAAAGGAAAGUUUUCAAUAAAAAAACGGAAGAAUUUUUUCUGCAAACUACAAUUGUACAGUUAUGGAGUUUGUAAAAUCCAAAAUCCAAAUCCCCAUUUUCAUUUUUGCAACAAUUUUUGUAGCUAUUCCUACCAUACAAGCUAACACCAUUGGACAUGUUGGAAAUCACACUACUAAAGACACUGAACAUGAUGAAUGGUUUCAAAGAAAACUAGCGGAAGCUUAUAAUGCUUCAUUGCUUGCCUACCAUCAUGACCCAAUUGAAGUCAUGAACCACUUCAACUACCAUGUCCAUAGGGCAUUGGAAGGUACCAAUAGUACAAGAAGAGGCCUGAAUAAGUACCAAGGUGAAUGUAAGGCUCAAAAUCCGAUUGAUCGUUGUUGGAGGUGCAAGGCCGAUUGGGCUGUAGAUCGAAAAAAGUUAGCCGAUUGUGUUAAGGGUUUUGGACGUCAAACAACCGGUGGUAAAAAAGGUGCUUAUUAUACUGUUACGGACCCUUCUGACAAUGAUGUGGUUAACCCUAAGCCAGGAACCCUACGUUUUGCUGUGCUUCAACCUCAGCCCUUAUGGAUUAUAUUUGCUAAAGACAUGACAAUUAAGCUUAAGGCUGAACUUAUGAUUACAAGUGAUAAAACCAUUGAUGGGCGUGGGGCCCAAGUACAAAUUGCUGAUGGAGCUGGAAUUACCAUACAAUUUGCUAAUAAUGUCAUUAUUCAUAACAUUAAGAUCCAUGAUAUUGUUCCAUCUACGGGAGGUAUGAUUAGAGACACAAAUAACCAUGUUGGUAUUAGAGGAGCUGAUGAUGGAGAUGGUAUUAAUGUCUUUGCUUCCUCCAACAUUUGGCUUGAUCAUCUUUCUAUGUGGAAUUGCAAAGAUGGACUCAUUGACAUUGUUAAGGCUUCUACUGCCAUCACUCUUUCUAACAACCACUUCACUCGACACGACCAUGUUUUGUUGUUUGGGGCCGAUGAUAAAGAUCCUGCAGAUGAGAUCAUGCAAAUAUCAUUAGCCUUCAAUCACUUUGGAAAAGGGCUUGUUCAAAGAAUGCCAAGGUGUAGAUUUGGAUUCUUCCACGUUCUCAACAAUGACUACACACAUUGGAUAAUGUAUGCUAUCGGUGGUACUUCACACCCCACCAUCAUCAGUCAAGGAAACCGAUUUAUUGCUCCUCCCAACCCUACAGCUAAAAUGAUAACAAAUCGGAAUAACGUUGUGGGAGAUGAUUGGAAAAAAUGGAUAUGGAGAUCAGAGAAUGAUCAAUUCGUAAAUGGAGCUUACUUUGUUGAAUCGGGACACCCCUUGGACGAGACGCGUUUCAAGAAGGAUUUCAUUAAAGCAAAACCAGGAACAUAUGUGAGAAGACUUACCCGCUUUUCAGGUCAACUCAGAUGUAGGGUUGGUCAAAGUUGCUAGAUGUAAUAUAUGUUUUCAUUAUUUUAUUUUUGUCGAUAAUUCAAUUCAUACAAUUUUUUUUGUUUGGUCCAAAUAUAUGUGCACUACUUGUCUUCAAAAUAAUAAUAUUGGGAGUUAUUCCCCUCUCAUGCGUAAAAUGGCAAUCAACAAACACAAUUUUCUUUUUUACAACGACACCUAGAUAGUGCGUACACAUACAGUAGUAGAAAGAGAGCAUUCUAUGGAUAUAUCAAAGUUGCCGCGAAAAAUAAACAUCAAGUUUAAUAAAAUGAACAUUAAGUGAGAUCAAA
Beta vulgaris subsp. vulgaris (sugar beet) is the source of this 1827-nucleotide messenger RNA. RefSeq names its product pectate lyase. Lineage: Eukaryota; Viridiplantae; Streptophyta; Magnoliopsida; Caryophyllales; Amaranthaceae. Gene Ontology annotation, molecular function: pectate lyase activity. Bases 185 to 1537 code for a protein of 450 amino acids. The transcript has 4 exons. The record is from RefSeq and is a predicted model, not a curated record.